AAUCCUAUGGUAAAGAAAGUUGGCUUUUGGACUUGUAAUCUUGAUGUCCCAUCGCUUAAUGAGAUUAUGUUUAUCUGUAUUUGUCGAAAUACUAAGUGCCAUUAGGAAUGACUAACGAUUAAAUUAGGAACUGUCUUAUUUAAGAAGAAACUUCUACUGUCGUUCAGUUGUUGGUUGAUAUUGUAACAGUAAGGACCCUCAGGAAAGUUGGUGAUACUAUGACAACAGUGUGACGAGUCAAAGGAAGAAGAAUAUUAAUUGAAAGAAUAACGAAAAAAAUAAUUACAUUAAAAAGACAAAAUGGCAUUAAGCUUAGCAUUGCCAUUAUCAGGCGUCGAAACAGAACAUUUCUAUGCAUUAGGUGCACAAGCUAUGUACAAUAACGGUUUGAGAGCAAUUAACGGUAUUGGACCUUAUUCACCGUCUACUGAUAGUGAAUCAUCAAGUGGUUUUAGCAGUCUAACACCUUCUAUAGAAUCUAGUGAAAAUGUUGAAUCAGAUCAAACUACACCAUCUUCUUCAAGGUCGUCAAGUCCAAUUAAUUCAGAAGAUGAAUCGAAUAUUAUAAAAGUGGAGAAGAAAGUACAACAAAAUUUAAAUCAACCGAUUAAAAUAAUAUACGAUAAUCGGGACAUAUUAAAUCUUGGCGCAAAUAUUAGAGAUCCUGUCUGGAUGUUAAUGAGGUACAAUGGUCAGACUAAAGAAUUAGAUAAAAAUGUGUAUGAAGGUUUACCGAAUGCUCUAAUUGUAAGAGUUUUUGAAUGUUGGUUAAGAACACCUGAAAUAUUUUUAAAAUUAAUUGCUCAUUCUCAUCUCGGAUUGAAAAAUUAA
Molecule: messenger RNA, 831 nt
Organism: Polistes canadensis
Lineage: Eukaryota; Metazoa; Arthropoda; Insecta; Hymenoptera; Vespidae
Exons: 4
Coding region: 301-831 (176 amino acids)
Source: RefSeq, a predicted model, not a curated record